AUGUCGAAAGAAACAGCGUCUAUGAGAGAAAUACAACACAACCGACAACUCAUUUUGCAAGCUCUAAAUAAGAACACAACAAACUUUUCAAACUAUUCUAAGAUAUCUGAGUCAUUGAAAGAAGGAAACUUAAAACUGACGAUAAACCCAUUGACAGACGAGUUUCUGUUUCAAGACAGUAAGAACCAUACUGUUUGUAUAAAUCCAACAAAAAGAACUUUAAACGAGAAACCUAUAGAUGAACUUCUUUUGAAAGCAGAUGUUGACAACAAAGCUGACAAAGAGUAUGUCAUUGAAAAAGUUCAAGAAGAACAUGACAGAGCAGAUGCAACAUAUGCAACAAAAGAACAUACUCAUCCUGAACUAGCAGACAAAACAUAUGUUGACAAUAAAAUGUCAAGUGAAGUGACAAGAGCUGAAAACGAAUAUUCUAAAAAGACUCAUACACAUACCAUUGCAAAUAUUACAAACUUACAAGAAACCUUAAACAGGAAAAGUGACGUUGGACAUACACAUACUAUAUCUGAAAUAACAGACUUAAACGUUAGCCUUGAAAAGAAAGCUGACAAAGAGUAUGUAGAUGCAACAAAAGACUAUAUUUUCGCAUGGACAGAUAGAGCAUACCCACAAAAACACCAUACACAUAACAUCUAUGACGUAGAUGAACUUCAAGAAAAGUUAGAUGACAAGGCGGAUAAAACAUAUGUUGACAAUAAAAUGUCAAGUGAAGUGACAAGAGCUGACAAAGAAUAUUCUAAAAAGACUCAUACACAUACCAUUGCAAAUAUUACAAACUUACAAGAAACCUUAAACAAGAAAAGUGACGUUGGACAUACACACGAUUUCUUCGCAACUGUUGGUAUAGAAAAUAUUGAAGGAACGGUUGAAGAAACUGGUGGGGAUGUAUUAAAUUGGAAACCUCCUAACUUUCCACAAGGUUUAACAUCGGAGGAUGACAUAACGACGAUGAAAUACAUUAGAUGUAGAAAUGUCUAUGUCAUGAAGGAUGAAAACAAUGUUAAAUUCACUGCUCAAGAUUUAUAUGACAACAAAGCUGACAAAACAGAGCUUCAAACGUUAAAGACAGAAAUACUUCAAACACUAUAUCCUAUAGGUUCUAUUUACACGUCAAUGAACUCUACCAGACCAGAAGUAGUACUUGGUCUCGGAACUUGGACUCAAAUAGUCGACAGGUUUUUGUAUUGUGCAAACUCUUCAAAGGAAACAGGUGGAAGUAAAACGAUUUCAGGUGAAAACUUACCUGCACACAGUCACUACAUAGAUUUAAGUACAUCUCAAGCAGGUUGGCAUAAGCAUAGAUUUUGGGAUUGGUCAGCAAUGAAAAAAGGUAAAGGAUAUGAUGUUAAAGACAACGUUCAGUUUGCUAUAAAUUGUUUCUGGGGUAGCACACAGGGAGAAGGAAACCAUACACAUCGCGUUUCAGGGUAUACACAAACAACGGGACAAAGUAAAGACUACAUGCCACCUUACAUGACAGUUUACGCAUGGUAUAGAAUUGCUUAG
This is a messenger RNA of Trichomonas vaginalis G3, 1524 nucleotides long. Its product is annotated as phage tail repeat-like family. The coding region runs from base 1 to 1524 and encodes 507 amino acids. The record is from RefSeq and is a predicted model, not a curated record. The transcript has a single exon. Lineage: Eukaryota; Parabasalia; Trichomonadida; Trichomonadidae.